Messenger RNA from Anopheles arabiensis, 2119 nucleotides. RefSeq lists its product as uncharacterized. The transcript has 2 exons. The record is from RefSeq and is a predicted model, not a curated record. Lineage: Eukaryota; Metazoa; Arthropoda; Insecta; Diptera; Culicidae. The coding region runs from base 286 to 861 and encodes 191 amino acids.
AAAUAAAAUCGAAACUGAAUGACAAUAAAAAAGCACACACAAACCGUUUUGCUUCUCCUCACACACAGCUCUUGUUCUAUUCGCUACCCAGCCCUGCCGUUGGGCAUAGUCGGGCUCGAAACCAGCAGCGACCAUUAUCAAAUUACACCUUGCCGCCGACCGAAACGCGUGAGAACGCGUUGGGGGAAACAAAAGUACAAAUCUUAACCUUUUUUUUUGUAUGUUUUUUUUUUUUUGAAACGAGCAAAUAAAAGCCGCUUAGCCCGCCCGCUCGCGCCCGCGACGAUGGUUGAUGGUUCUCUCCUUGCCGCGCGGAGAAAUAACUUAUGCAUGCGGACAGCCCGAAACACCAUCGAGCGAGAAGCGUUUAUCAAUGCCUCUCCGCUUCCCCGAGCAGAUCCGAUCGCGACCAGGCGCGAGACUAAGUGGCUCGAUAAUCGGCGCAUAUCCCAACACCAGCACCAUCCAUCGUCAUCGUUCAUCUGCGAAGUCAUCGACAAAUUCCACCCGAAUCUUGCCCGACAAGCCCCGCGCGGAUGGACACCGUUUUACGACCAGUUUGGGCUGUCAGAGAUUUUGAAGAAAAAAAAAAAACCUCCGGCGCGGCGGCAUCCACCUCACGUCCAGGCGUCGUCGUCGUUGCCGCCGUCCAAGCUUUUACGAUCCGGCCCAAUCGUGCCCGGGAUCGACAAUCGUGUCCGCGCUGUGUCCGCGGGACAUUUCGUCAGCAGCGCUUGUCAAGAUAGCACCUCACAGCGUAUGACCAAGUUUGAUUGUCAGCUAAGGCAUAAGCAAGCAAAAUUGAAAGUCGUCUCCGGUCCCUGUUUUAAGGUGAUGCUUCCCAAGAUUCCCAUCCGGUAACCGGGACACUCACCCAGAUCAUCUGCAUCAGGGCGCUGACGCACGGCAAAUGACAGAUGGGACACCGCAUACAUGCCAGAGCCCCAGCCCAGCCGACCAGGCCGACAACCUUGAUCAUCGAACAUGACUAGCCAAAACGAUCAGCAAGAUGAAACAAAAAUCGGUAAGGACUGGAGCAGGUCAGCGAUGAAAUCCCAAAAACUAAAAAUCACAUCGCUCAAUACGGUGCAUCUAAGCGCUCCGGCAAGCAAGGGUAAAUAUUAGGAAUCGAAAAACAAUUAUUGACCGAAAGCCGAACCAUCCUCCAGCAAUGCUCUCUUCGUUUGACUUAACCGGCACCAUAUGGUGCCGAGCAGCAGCUUGUUGGGAAAUUAAUCUCGCCCGGACAGGUGCACGUUGGUUGACUGCGGGAAACCGCUGGAAAACUGUGGACGUCAUUGCUUCCUGCCGUAAUUUACGUGGCCGUCGUCGGGCCGGGGAACGCUUGCUGGGAAACGAAACCUUGCCCGGGGCAUUCAUCAGCGUAACAUCUUCGUCGGGAUGACGUGAUUUCGCACAGACUGGAACACAAGCAUACCACCGACAGUGCCUGGCAUGGAUGAUAAAUGCGGAGCAAAGGGCGUAUAUUGCAGCCUUUGAGCGAUGCUGGACCAGCCUUGAGCAGCAAUGACGAGCCCAGCUCGAUCAAGGAUAGAGCAAGAAUUCGUCAACAGAUCUUGCUGCUCGGUACCCUCUUCAACAUCCACUACAGCGCUGUGAAGCAGUAGCAGGACACUUCAUACUGCGCCAUAGUGUUUCCUCGGCGCCCACAAUGAGGAAGGAGCGAUUACAUUUCAGGGCCACCAUUGAAGGCCACAUCUGAAAAUCUUGCGCACGUGUCGUGGGAUUCGAAGGAGUGGAGUUUUUUAUUGUUUUUUUUCGUCUUGUACCCAACGGUUUCUACGUUUUUAAAAGGUUCCUCGUUAUUGGAUUCAAUGAGAGCGACUCGCAGAGUGGCGCUAAUCGGUCAAAUUUAUCACUCGACAGCUCACAUUUACAACACCUCCUAGGCUCGCAGCUUGGCCUUAUCGGAACAAGUGAGGGAGAGAGACAAAAAACCACAAAAGCUAGAAGGCUAGAGAUGCCGCCCGAUUCCACUCCCAAAUGCCCAAACCUAACCGGUCAUUCAGUUUUUUUUUUACUAAAUUUAAAAACCACCAACGGUCGCCGGGGUCUCACACGUCAACACAGCUGAUUGUACGGCUGCUCGCGCGGCACU